Microstroma glucosiphilum is the source of this 640-nucleotide messenger RNA. RefSeq lists its product as hypothetical. The annotation marks the transcript as partial. The transcript has 2 exons. The record is from RefSeq and is a predicted model, not a curated record. NCBI's taxonomy places the organism in Eukaryota, Fungi, Basidiomycota, Exobasidiomycetes, Microstromatales, Microstromataceae.
ACUUUACCCGCUGGUAAUGCUGACAUCACAUUGCGCGACGGGCUGAUAGCCCUGAGUAUGAGAUACAAUUUUUUAUCUAGGGAGCAUGUCGCGGCUACCGUUGACACACCUGAGAAGAGAUUGCGCUGCGUUUGCCUAGUCGAUAUCAUCGAGGAUCUGGAGGCAUUCGACAAGGAAAGCUACCCACAUGUGCACCAGAGACUUCUCUCAACUGUCCGAUUUCUGCGCAGCUUGCUUAAGGCGGAAGAGGAAGACCAACUCGCAGCAGAGGCACGCAACCAAAUCUGGGAGCCAAUGAAUCUCGUCGCCCUCGCGGCGCUCAUUCCCCUAUCAACAACUGAAGCCGAUGCCACGCACGAGCCGUUUCCACUAUUGGCUUGGGACCUCAUCGUAGCCCGGACUCUCUGUGGUGCCUCGAAGCAUAGCAAAUUUAAACUGAAUGUCGAGAGGGUCUAUCAAGGAGUACUGAGGUUCACGGAAGGAUGCGCCGCUCACCUCAAGGGGCAGUACGCCUCACAUGACCCUCCAGACCUAGCAGACUCCGACGCGACGAGCCUGCUGCCGGCCGUGAUCGCAAGUCAAGGCGACCUGCAGGAACAAGUGGCAGUGGUGCUAGACGUUGCUGGUGCCGAACACGUAG